Messenger RNA from Eremothecium cymbalariae DBVPG#7215, 747 nucleotides. RefSeq lists its product as uncharacterized. The coding region runs from base 1 to 747 and encodes 248 amino acids. Gene Ontology annotation, biological process: regulation of alternative mRNA splicing, via spliceosome. NCBI's taxonomy places the organism in Eukaryota, Fungi, Ascomycota, Saccharomycetes, Saccharomycetales, Saccharomycetaceae. The transcript has a single exon. The record is from RefSeq and is a predicted model, not a curated record.
AUGACUAAAAGGUCUAAAGCUGCUAGAUUGAAUAAGGAAUUUGUUUAUGAUAAUGAUAGUGAUGAUGAUAGCGAUAGUUUUCAAGGAUAUAUGAAAAAAAGGGCUGAACUUUCUCGAAAACGAUCAAGAACCGUUGCACACGAAGAAUAUUCUUCUUUAUUAGACAACGAGGCUGAAAAGGAGUCAUCUAAGGUUCCAGGUGAGUCAAAAUUCAUUCAAGGUUUCCUACAGUCCAAAAAACAGAGGCAGCUCGAUGAAUUACAGACUCAAGCUCUUAAGAUCGAACUUCAUAGGAAAUUGGAAGCCGGUGCACAGGAUGCUGCUGAUAGCGAAGAGUUUAUAACCGAGGGUUAUAAAGAGCAGAAAGAGAAACUGAAACAAGCUAAUAUUCAACGUCUAGAAGAAGAGAUAAAGGAACGCGAGCACAGUAGUCGCCAUUUUACUGCCCAGCUCUUGGGCGUCGCAAGAGAGAUAGAUAAAAAGGUUGCUGAUGGAAUUAUUAGUGACGAACAGAUGAAACCUAGGGCACAAGUUAUUGUCAAAAAUGACGUUUAUGUUUCCAAUAAAAACAUAUGGAUGAAGAAAGGCGUUUUAAAUAGUACUGGUAAGGUUGUUAGUAAGCGUUCUGACGCCAUGCUGAAAUUAGUGGAAAAUUUCCUUAAAUCUUCAAUGAAAGUCGAAGACAUCGAGAAACUACGGAUAAAGUACCAGGAUCGUGUUAAAGCAAGACAGGUUAAUUGUUCAUAA